AUGGCCGCGCUAAACAACGAGUUUCUCUACAGCACAGGCUGUCCCCUCACAACAUUUCAUCCCUUCCCAAAGCUCCCUGCCAACCUCCGCGCUCUCAUAUCAAAUCUUGCCGCGCCAGCGCCACGGACGCGCUUUGUCGAGCUUUACGGUUACUCUGCACCUACCUACACCCCAAAGAUCCGCUACAUCCCUCGACUACCUCCACUCUUUCACACCUCGCGCGAAACGCGCAAUUUCAGCAUCACCCACGAAGGCGGUACGCUGGUUCACUUCUUCGCGACGGAGAAGGAGGACAAGAAAUUCUACGUCAACUUCUCGCAGGACAUCAUCUUCCUCAGCUCGCGCUUCACGCCGUCAGGGAAAAGCACCGAAACAUCCCGGCUCCGAAAACUUUCUUCAUUGCUCAAACCAUCGUUUCUCUCGCGCGUGUGCAAGAUAGUCGUAACGUACUCCAGCCUCGAUGAUUACGCUGCAGUUGGGAAGGUGUUGCUAGAUUAUGUGGGGCUGGAGACGCUGUAUGUUGCCAUGUGCGAUUGGUGGAGCGAGAGGAGUGUAAAGAUGCGCUUGAGGAGGGGAAGGCCGAUAGUGGGGUAUGUGAUGUGGAAGAUUGAGGCGGAGAUGAGGAUUGCGGAGGGCGAGGAGACGGAGGAUGAGGAGGAGAGUAGGGAGGAGAUCGAGGAAAGGAUGGAGAUUAGGAGGAAGAGGAGGGUGCUGGAGUGUGAAUUGAGGCUUGAUGAGCCAGAAAAUCGAGUCUGA
Macroventuria anomochaeta is the source of this 756-nucleotide messenger RNA. RefSeq lists its product as uncharacterized. The transcript has a single exon. The coding region runs from base 1 to 756 and encodes 251 amino acids. NCBI's taxonomy places the organism in Eukaryota, Fungi, Ascomycota, Dothideomycetes, Pleosporales, Didymellaceae. The record is from RefSeq and is a predicted model, not a curated record.